Astyanax mexicanus (Mexican tetra) is the source of this 1892-nucleotide messenger RNA. RefSeq names its product gastrula zinc finger protein XlCGF7.1-like. The record is from RefSeq and is a predicted model, not a curated record. The coding region runs from base 270 to 1193 and encodes 307 amino acids. NCBI's taxonomy places the organism in Eukaryota, Metazoa, Chordata, Actinopteri, Characiformes, Acestrorhamphidae. The transcript has 2 exons.
AUAAUGGAAGGGUGCUGCAGGUUUCCCCCGGUCUCCAGUAAAGUGGAGCAGCAGAAGAUCCAGCUCUGAUCAGCAGCAGCUCCACACCUCUGUACUCAGACUGAUCUGCUGGAGGAACACCAUCAGCUCACCUGCAGCAGAAAUAAAUCCGGUUCCAAGUCUUCUCCUGUUUCGGGUGUCAAUUGCCCUACCUGGAUAAAAUUUAGCUUCACAAAUACAGAUUCAGAAGAUUUCACGAAAAUAUUAAGCUGCUGAACGAAGUGGAGAACAUGGAAUCCAGAGAAAUCUCCAAUACUCAGCCAACAUCCUCUCCUACACCUAGCAGACAAAUGCAGCAAAGCACAGGCAAGAAAACUCACCACUGUUCAGACUGUGGGAAGAGUUUUACCGAACAGAUUAAUCUCCAACAAUACCAGCGCAACCACACAGCAGAGAAACCAUAUCACUGCUUGGAGUGUUGGGAGAGUUUUAUUCAACAGAUUAAUCUCCAACACCGCCAGCUCAUUCACACAGGAGAUAAACCAUAUAAAUGCUCAGACUGUGGGAAGAGUUUUACUACACAGAGUCAUCUCAAAAGACACCAACGCAUUCACACUGGAGAAAAACCAUAUCACUGUACAGACUGUGGGAAAAGUUUUACUACACAUAGUAGUCUCCAUGAACACCAGCGCAUUCACACAGGAGAGAAACCGUAUCACUGUUUGGAGUGUGGAAAACAUUUCAGAAACCAGAGUAAUUUUGAAGCACACCAGCGCAUUCACACUGGAGAAAAACCAUAUAAUUGCUCAGACUGUGGGAAAAGUUUCACUAAACAGAGUCAUCUCCAACAACACCUGCGCAUUCACACAGGAGAGAAACCAUAUCACUGCUCAGAGUGUGGGAUGAGUUUUACUCAACAGGGUGGUCUCGAAAGACACCAGCGCAUUCACACUGGAGAAAAACCGUACCACUGUUUGGAGUGUGGGAAGAGUUUUAAUCAACAGAGUACUCUUGAAGCACACCAGCGUAUUCAUACUGGAGAGAAACCGUAUUACUGCUUAGACUGUGGAAAAAGUUUUAAUCAGCUGAGUAUUCUCAAAGCACACCAGCGCACUCACACUGGAGAGAAACCGUAUUACUGCUCAGACUGUGGAAAGAGUUAUGCUACACUGAGUAGUCUCAAAAGACACCACCGCAUUCACACUGGAGUGUAACUGUAUCAGUGCUCGGAGAGAAAAGCUUCGGGCAUUCAUAAACAUGGAUUAGAUGCAAGUGCAUUUAAAUAUACAAGGCAUUUACACACCUAUAUCCAUAAAGGAACCAUGGAAUUUCCAGGGGCAGCCCCAGACAUUUAGCAAAGUCAAGAAAACUACAAAUGCAAGUAAAAAAAGUACAUUCCAUUCUAUUCAUUCUCUGGGGCAAGCUAAAAGGCCCUUGGCUACCUCAGAGCUGGGUAAUACGUAGAGUGAUCCUGUAAUAGUUAAAAUGUAUGCAAAGGUUUAUUAUUUUGAUUUAUGUCAACAUACAUUUAUUCAUUGAUUUAUUUAUUAAGGCCUGAUGUAAAUAUUUGUUAACAGUCACUGUCUUUAUUUUAUGUGUUUGUUUCCGUAGUCUAGCCACUUUCCCCCUAUAGUAACUUAAAUGGUUUGUCCCAUUAGAUGAGUGAGUGAGGCUAGUCUGUUAAGUGGGACCAUGCAAACAUUGGUGGGGGGAGGCUGGCUGAGGGAGGACUCACCUGUUACUGAGAGGGUGCACAGGUUGGGUCAAGAUAGCAAAAAAGUGUGACUGGAUUUUUAAUUUACCUGUACUGAAUGAGUCAUGCUAAUAUUACUUUGUUUAUUUUCUGUUUGCACUGUUCUGUUUUUUUUUUUUUUCUGCACGCACUGUUAAUAAACUCACUAUUUUUGACUUAA